Molecule: messenger RNA, 946 nt
Organism: Racocetra persica
Lineage: Eukaryota; Fungi; Glomeromycota; Glomeromycetes; Diversisporales; Gigasporaceae
Source: the annotation of a GenBank genome assembly
ACGCACCCUAAAAUUUCGGCUAAUAAAAUUGGAAUGUCUGUACGGCAGCUAAAAAACAAAAAAACGAACAUGUCUAUGAAAUCGACAUUAAAUAACGAAUUCAUCAUUGAGGACAUAUCAAAUGGUCUUGAACCAUCCCCCGUUAGCUUGGUAUAUAAUGAUGAUAAAGAACUUGAAGAAUUACAUGUACAUCAAAAGUACGUUGUACGUUGCGUAAUACCUUCACUUGGAAACGAAAUUGUGACAAGUGAAGAGUUAUCGUCAUAUUAUGAUGGUUGUGAUUGUGCAGAUAAUUGUAUAUUGGAAGAUUGUGGAUGUAAAUCAACUCAUGGAUACUUUUAUACAUCACAACAUUCAAAUCAACGAGGUCUCAACUUAAAUUCCCCCGUACCCACAUCGAUCUUCGAAUGUAAUUCAUCAUGUACAUGCACUCCAAAGGUAUGUCCAAAUCGUAUAGUUCAACAUGGAAUCAAUAUUCCAUUGCAGGUUUUCAAAACUAGGGAUGGACGUGGUUGGGGAUUACGUACAUUACAAAAGAUAUAUAAAGGGAUGUUUGUUUGUGAGUAUGCGGGUGAAAUAAUUAAGACCGAAGAGGCUAAACGAAGGUGGGAAGAAAUGAAGAAUAAUACGAUGGCUCGAAAUUACGUGUUGUGCUUGAAAGAACAUGUACAGGAUCGCAUUCUUCGAACGAACAUCGAUCCAAUUCAUAUUGGAAAUGCUGGAAGAUACAUCAAUCAUUCGUGUGCACCAAACCUUCAGAUUUAUUUGGUUCGUAUCAACUCUUUAAUUCCUGUUGCAGCAUUUUUUGCAGUAAGGGAUAUCGAAAUAGGAGAAGAGUUGACAUUUGAUUAUUCUGGAGCCGAUGGUCACAACGGACAGUUGGAAAGCGGGGCGAUGAUAGAUGGUAUUGAGGGUGAAAAGGGAAUGAAAAAAUGUUUAUGUGGAA